Messenger RNA from Leguminivora glycinivorella, 1195 nucleotides. RefSeq lists its product as uncharacterized. The record is from RefSeq and is a predicted model, not a curated record. The transcript has 6 exons. The coding region runs from base 253 to 1059 and encodes 268 amino acids. Gene Ontology annotation, molecular function: oxidoreductase activity. Lineage: Eukaryota; Metazoa; Arthropoda; Insecta; Lepidoptera; Tortricidae.
GUCUGUCUGUGGCAUCGUAGCUCCCGAACGGAUGAACCGAUUUGGAUUUAGUUUUUUUUGUUUGAAAGCUGAGUUAGUCGGAAGUGUUCUUAUCAUAAUAUAUAUUUGGGCCGAUACACGCGAACUGCAAACGAACUGGGAAAUUAUAUGGGUCCUGCAAGUUGAACCUUAAAAAAGGACCACACUUUCAAGUGUUUGUUUAUCUAAUUUUGUAAUUUUUACCGUUCAAACAAUACUUAGUGUUUAAAAAAAAUGAGUUUCAAAAACAAAGUGGUACUCGUGACUGGUGCGAGCGCGGGCAUCGGAAAAGCCAUAGCGUUGCUAUUCGCCGAGCGCAGCGCGCGACUUGCGAUUGUCGGUCGCAAUGUUGAGAAGCUGCGCGCAGUCGCAGACGCGUGCGCAAGCGCAGUCGCAAGCGCGGGCCGGCCGUUGGAGAUCGUGGCGGAUCUGGCGACGGACGAGGGCUGUGAGAGGACGGCGAGAGAGACGUUGGACCAUUAUGGAAGACUGGAUGUUCUGAUAAACAACGCAGGAGUGGGCGCUCGGACGGACCUUGCGCGGACCGACAUGGCGAUUUUUGAUGAGGUGUUCAACACGAACGUUAGAGGAGUUUACAAUCUCACGCGGCUGCUGGCGCCAGAGCUCAUCAAGACCAAGGGUAAUAUCGUCAAUAUAUCCAGUGUGUCUGGGACUAUAGUUUCCGUAGGAAGCCUGCCUUAUAGUAUGACGAAGGCAGCGCUGGACCACUUCACAAAACUGAUUGCCCUAGAAUUGGCUCCGAAAGGCGUUAGAGUCAACACCGUGAGCCCUGGAGUCACUGUCAGCGACUUCGUCCAACGGGUAACCGGAAUCAGCGACGAGGCAUACUCCGAGUUCCUAGACAACAUGGCUAAAGGCAUCCCAAUGCGUCGCGUCUGCCAGCCUGAGCAUAUAGCCAAGAUGGUGGUAUUCUUGGCUAGCGAGGACAGUGAGCUGGUCACGGGAACCAUAGUUAAAGUUGAUGGAGGAGCAGAUCUGCAUGCGGAUUUUAGUCAUAUGGCGAAACAGGCACAGAAGUAAAAGAAAUCUCUGUGUGUUUUUCUGUGGAAGUUAAAUGCUAUCUCGAUCAGUGUGAAGAGAAGCGACUUUAACAGAAUCUACCUGUAUUAACAGUUUUUGGACUAAGUAAAUAGAAAAUAAAAGUUUCUUAAAAGUC